Molecule: messenger RNA, 2025 nt
Organism: Fonsecaea erecta
Lineage: Eukaryota; Fungi; Ascomycota; Eurotiomycetes; Chaetothyriales; Herpotrichiellaceae
Exons: 4
Coding region: 1-2025 (674 amino acids)
Biological process (GO): protein phosphorylation
Cellular component (GO): nucleus
Molecular function (GO): protein kinase activity; ATP binding
Source: RefSeq, a predicted model, not a curated record
AUGUCUACACCCUCGAUAGCAACCACCUUCUUGUCUGCUCAACAUAGCCAGUAUGGUUAUGCUCAUCAAAGCCUGUAUUCGCCGAGCACCCACCCGUACCCCACUACCAACACACUACCUGCACCACAGCGGGUGAACACCUCGUUUCAUUCGUAUCCCGGCAGCCUCCAGUACCAGCGACCUCAGCCAUCCCCAGGAACCCCCUACGGAGUACCGUCACACGGUUCUACUAUGCCUCCGUCCCACUCGACCUCCACCGUUUCCGAUGCUCAUCACAAAAAACAGCCGGACUGGAAUGAAUUCUACAAGAACGGAGUCCCGAAAGAAAUCAUUGUCAUCGAUGACGACAGUCCUGGCCCUCACGCCCCGGGACACCCUCCGAAUCGGCAGCAAAUGGAGGAUGCCGAGGGUUACAUUUUGACUGCAGGUCGAAAAAGAAAAGUUGAUAAUGGAGGCUACGAGGUCGAAUAUGCAGACAGCCCGACAUAUUCGACGCACCCAGCCAAGUUUGAUGCGACGUCGUCGUCCGCCUCUUAUCAUUCUGGUAACCGAACCACUUCUCUCCAGACCGUGACUGCGCCGACUUCACUCGAAUCGUAUGGCAGUAACACUGCCAGCAAUAGCUAUGAAGACGUCAGAACAGGAACGAAACGGAAACGUCAAGAGUCAUAUCAAAAAGAGACUCGGGCACAGGCAGCAAAGAGAAAACAACUAGAAGCUGUGCCAGACGCGUUUGCAGAUUAUGUUCCUCCUUCAAAACCUAUACAAAAAGCCCCGGAUGUUCACGUCACAAUAAUACGUGACACAGAAAGACAUAAACAUUUGAAAGUGGACGACGAAGAUGGACAUUACAUCGUGACGCCUGGGACGAAACUUGCUGGCAGAUAUGAGAUUAUCAAGAUGCUUGGGCAAGGCACUUUUGGCAAAGUGGUCGAGGCUUUCGACUCGCGAAAGAAGACAAGAUGCGCAGUCAAAAUCAUUCGAUCUGUGCAGAAGUACCGCGACGCGUCUCGGAUCGAGUUGCGUGUUCUCAAAACGCUCGCUUUGAACGACGCAGCCAACCGCAACAAGUGCAUUCAUUUACGAGAUACGUUCGACUUUCGGAACCAUAUCUGUAUAGUGACGGACCUCUUGGGACAGAGUGUGUUCGAUUUUCUCAAAGGAAACGGCUUUGUACCAUUCCCUAGUUCGCAGAUUCAGAGCUUCGCCCGUCAAUUAUUUCACAGCGUCGCAUUCCUACACGAUCUGAACCUCGUCCACACAGAUCUCAAACCAGAAAACAUCUUGCUUGUUAACAAUGCCUACCAAACUUUUACCUACAACCGCUCGAUACCUUCAUCGUCUCACACGACGUCAAGAACCGCUAAACAGCGCAGAGUCCUUUUGGACAGUGACAUACGGCUAAUAGACUUUGGCUCAGCCACCUUUGACGACGAAUAUCAUUCCUCCGUGGUGUCGACCAGGCAUUACAGAGCACCUGAGAUUAUUCUACAACUAGGAUGGAGUUUCCCAUGCGACAUUUGGAGCAUAGGGUGUAUCAUUGUCGAAUUCUUCACGGGUGACGCAUUAUUCCAAACGCACGAUAAUCUCGAGCAUUUGGCCAUGAUGGAAGCCGUGUGCAAUGGCAAGAUCGACCCCAAACUGGUCAAGCAAGUAUGCUCGGGAGGUCGUGGAGCCAACGCAAACUCCGCCGCCAAGUUUUUCAACAGAGGGAGAUUGGAAUACCCGAACAACGAAACGUCAAAAGCAUCGAGGAAAUAUGUCAAGGGAAUGAAGCACCUUCCUGAAUUCAUACCGGCCACCAACUCUUUUAACCGACAGCUUCUUGAUCUGUUACGAAGGAUUUUCGUGUACGACCCGAAAGUUCGGAUCACGGCCAAAGAAGCUCUCAAACAUCCUUGGUUUAAAGAAGUCCUCGUUGAUGACGGCACCGAAGCCGUUCGAAUACGCGAGGAACGUGCUCAGGACAGCGCCGCUCAGCCUGGGGCUGGCCCAGAUGCGAAACGGCCGCGAAUGGAUCAAUAA